UCGAAGGGCCGGUUCCGGCUGAAUGUCAGUGCUGGACUGUGGGCCGGGGGGGAAGGUGGUUGGCCGUCUCUCCAGCACCUCCGCCGCUGCCUUCUCCGCUUGUGCCGCCGCCGCGGGCGCCCGGCCGCUCGGCCGCUUGGGCAUGAGACCGUGAGGCAAGCGACUGGCCGGGGCCGCCGACAUGUUUGGCCGCUCGCGGAGCUGGGUGGGCGGGGGCCAUGGCAAGUCUUCCCGCAAUAUCCACUCCUUGGACCACCUCAAGUAUCUGUACCACGUUUUGACCAAAAACACCACCGUCACAGAACAGAACAGGAACUUGCUGGUGGAGACCAUCCGAUCCAUCACCGAGAUUCUGAUCUGGGGGGAUCAGAAUGACAGCUCUGUAUUUGACUUCUUCCUGGAGAAGAACAUGUUCGUCUUCUUCUUGAACAUCCUGCGGCAGAAGUCAGGCCGCUACGUGUGCGUUCAGCUGUUGCAGACCUUGAACAUCCUCUUUGAGAAUAUCAGUCAUGAGACCUCACUUUAUUAUUUGCUCUCUAAUAACUAUGUAAAUUCUAUCAUUGUCCAUAAGUUUGACUUUUCUGAUGAGGAGAUUAUGGCAUAUUAUAUAUCGUUCCUGAAAACGCUUUCGUUAAAACUCAACAACCACACGGUCCAUUUCUUUUACAAUGAGCACACUAAUGACUUCGCCCUGUACACAGAAGCCAUCAAAUUUUUCAAUCACCCCGAAAGUAUGGUUAGAAUUGCUGUAAGAACCAUAACUUUAAACGUCUACAAAGUGGAUAACCAGGCCAUGCUGCACUAUAUCAGAGAUAAAACUGCUGUCCCUUACUUCUCCAAUUUGGUCUGGUUCAUCGGGAGCCAUGUGAUCGAACUCGAUAACUGUGUGCAGACGGAUGAGGAGCACCGGAACCGGGGGAAGCUGAGUGACCUGGUGGCUGAGCAUCUGGACCACCUGCACUAUCUCAAUGACAUCCUGAUCAUUAACUGCGAGUUCCUCAACGACGUGCUCACAGACCACCUGCUCAACAGGCUCUUCCUGCCGCUCUACGUGUACUCGCUGGAGAACCAGGACAAGGGAGGAGAACGACCGAAAAUCAGCCUGCCGGUUUCUCUCUACCUUCUGUCCCAGGUCUUCCUAAUUAUACAUCACGCACCCCUGGUGAACUCAUUAGCUGAAGUCAUUCUGAACGGCGAUCUGUCUGAGACGUACACUAAGCCCGAACAGGAUGUUCAGAGAAGCUGUGCCAAGCCCAGCAUUCGGUGCUUCAUUAAACCCACCGAGACGCUAGAGCGGUCCCUUGAGAUGAACAAGCACAAGGGCAAGAGGCGGGUGCAAAAGAGACCCAACUACAAAAACGUUGGGGAGGAAGAAGAUGAGGAGAAAGGGCCCGCCGAGGAUGCCCAAGAAGACGCCGAGAAGGCUAAAGGUACAGAGGGUGGUUCAAAAGGCACCAAGACGAGUGGGGAGAGUGAAGAGAUAGAGAUGGUAAUCAUGGAGCGCAGCAAGCUCCCGGAGCUGGCGCCCAGCACCUCGGUGCAGGAGCAGAACACCACGGACGAGGAGAAGAGCGCCGCCACUGGCCUGGACAGCGUCCAGUGGAGCAGACCCUUCCUGGAUAUGGUGUACCACGCCCUGGACAGCCCAGACGACGAUUACCACGCGCUCUUCGUGCUCUGCCUCCUGUACGCGAUGUCUCAUAACAAAGGCAUGGAUCCUGAGAAACUCGAGCGGAUCCAGCUGCCAGUGCCCACUGCGGCCGAGAAGACGACCUACAACCACCUACUGGCUGAAAGACUCAUCAGGAUCAUGAACAACGCGGCCCAGCCAGAUGGCAAGAUCCGGUUGGCGACGCUGGAGCUGAGCUGCCUGCUCCUAAAGCAGCAAGUCGUGACCAGCACAGGCUGUAUCAUAAAGGACGUACACCUGGCCUGCCUGGAGGGAGCCCGAGAAGAAAGUGUCCACCUGGUGCGGCAUUUCUAUAAGGGAGAAGAAAUCUUUUUGGACAUGUUUGAAGAUGAGUACAGGAGCAUGACGAUGAAGCCCAUGAAUGUGGAAUAUCUCAUGAUGGACGCCUCCAUCCUGCUGCCCCCAACGGGCACGCCGCUGACGGGCAUUGACUUUGUGAAGCGGCUGCCGUGUGGUGACGUGGAGAAGACCCGGCGGGCGAUCCGGGUGUUCUUCAUGCUCCGUUCCCUGUCACUGCAACUGCGAGGGCAGCCCGAGACCCAGCUGCCACUGACGCGGGAGGAAGACCUGAUCAAAACGGAUGACGUCCUUGAUCUGAACAACAGCGACCUGAUCGCGUGCACGGUGAUCACCAAGGACGGCAGCAUGCUCCAGCGGUUCCUGGCUGUCGACAUUUACCAGAUGAGCUUGGUGGAGCCUGACGUGUCCAGGCUGGGCUGGGGAGUGGUCAAGUUCGCAGGCCUUCUGCAGGACAUGCAGGUGACUGGUGUGGAGGACGACAGCCGCGCCCUGAAUAUCACCAUCCACAAGCCUGCAUCCAGCCCCCAUUCCAAGCCCUUCCCCAUCCUGCAGGCCACCUUCGUCUUCUCGGACCACAUCCGCUGCAUCAUCGCCAAGCAGCGCCUGGCCAAGGGCCGCAUCCAGGCGAGACGCAUGAAGAUGCAGAGAAUAGCUGCCCUCCUGGACCUCCCGAUCCAGCCGACAACUGAAGUCCUGGGGUUUGGUCUCAGCUCGUCCUCCACCCAGCACCUGCCUUUCCGCUUCUACGACCAGUGCCGCCGGGGCAGCAGCGACCCCACGGUACAGCGCUCUGUGUUCGCGUCGGUGGACAAGGUGCCAGGCUUCGCCGUGGCGCAGGGCAUAAACCAGCAGAGCUCGUCCUCCCUGUCCUCGCCGUCGCCGUCCGCCAGCGGGAGCCCCAGCGGCAGCGGGAGCACCAGCCACUGCGACUCGGGAGGCGCCAGCUCGUCGUCCACCCCCUCGGCCGCCCAGAGCCCCGCAGACGACCCCAUGACUAUGGGACAGCCUCAGCCUAACCUUCCCGACCAGUUGGUGAUCGUCAGUGAAACAGAAGCAGAGGCCAGGCCCGGCAAGAGCCUGGCGAGGAGCGCGGAUGUGGAGACAGUCAGCCUGUGCCCCAGCCUCAUCCCCGCCCAGCAGCCCACCAUCUCCCUGCUCUGCGAGGACACUGCCGACACGCUGAGCGCGGAGUCGCUGACCCUCGUCCCGCCCGUCGACCCCCAUAGCCUCCGCACCCUCACCGGCAUCCCCCCGCCACCCACACCAGCCGCGGUGGGCACAGGGGCCCCGGGCGAGGGGGCUGCACAGCCAGAGCCAGCGGGCCCCGCCGAGCACUGAGUUGACCUCCCUUCGUGCGUGCGGCCCCGCUGGCAGGGACCCGGAGCAGCUGACACGACAGACACCUCGGGAGCAUCCGAAGUUCUCCUCGGCCCCAGUAACCACCUCCAACCAUCCUUGCAGUCCUUUGCUCCGUUUGAAUUCCCCUUUUACUUCACACCUCUUUGAGAGCAGGCUGGGACCAGUGGCGACACCCCCAGCGAACCCAGAUGACUGAGGCAGAGGAGGUUGGGCUGGUGUCAGAGCCCACGGCCCCAGGGCAGCAGGACCCACCGACAACACUCCCUUCAUCAGCCAGCCCCUCCCCAGUCUCGAAGGUCCUCUGCCACCGUCCCCAGUGAGCACAGAAGAAGCGGACGUGGUCACUUUGUGUAGAAAUUUGUAAAAAAGCAAACUUCGAUAAACAUCUCCUUUGGAUAUUUAUUCCUGCUUCUGGCAGCAGAUGAAAAACAUCUAUUUAAAAAGUUCAAAAAUAUCCUCCACCCUAAGGUUUGAUGUCAUGUUAGAAGUGUAAUAUUACUGUUGAGAUUUCAUUUUCAUUUUGCCUUGAACUUCCCAGCGUUUUGGGUUUAGAGUUCUCAGUCUGGCUUUCUCCAUUGUCUUAAGGGAUUCUCAUUUCUUUAUUACUCACUAACUCUGCAAGCCUGUGGAAUGAUAAAAGUCCCUUCCUGGAAAGUUUAGAGUAUUUUUUAAGCAAAAAUAAGGGAGAGACUCAUAUUCUCAGGUACACACAGAGCUGGGAGGGCUGAAAGUUUCUCUGCCGUGGCAGCCCAGGGGCCUUGCGUUACCCAGAAGAUCUUUCCAUGAAACGGGGAUAGUGCGGUCAGCUCCCCGCUCAGGACCAUUCCUCGUCUCUCCGGACUGAAACCAAACAGGACGGUUUUCCGGCAUCACCUUCGGUCGUCGCCAUCUCUCUAUUUGUCUAAGAAAGAACGAUUUGGGACUGCAGACACUCCAGCCCCUGUGGCCGUAAUGGGAAGAAGGCCAUGGAAACCGUCCUCCGAGUCCGUUGCCUGCUGCUAAGUGGUGUGGGUGCCCGCAUGCAGGGACAUCCCGAGAGCCAGCCCCUGCCCAGCUGCAAGGACGUGACGUCCGAGCUCACAGGGCCGUCCUAGGAGCUCGGGGUUUGUCCCUCUUCCUCUCAGCUGCUGCUGUAAAGAUGCAAGCUCGUUUUUAAAAUGGAAACCCCCAGUUCCUUCUCCAUUUGGGCUGAGUGUGUGCAGGCCAGGUCUCCGCUAUAUCCGAUAAAGCUCCCAAGAUGUUCUUUCUACUCAGCCAGGCAAGGCCAAGCGACCCUCACCUCUCUGGUUGAUGCUCAGACCUUCCAAAACUUGCCUCCACGUGUCCCACAGGAGUGCCAGCACCCGUGGUGUCAGUGUCGGCCGGUCCGGGUUAUCAGGUGGCUUCAGGAAAUGCUCCACACGCUUACCUCUUAGAGGACCCGGUCCCCAGUAACUCCCACAAUCUGCUGUCAGGCAGGGCCUGCCCGGGCCAGACUUCAGCCUCCUGAAGGAAACACACUGGUCCCCUGAGGAAGGGGAGUGGCGCCUGCGGGACAGAUCUCUCCAGCCUUAAGAAGCCCUCCGGGCAGGUGAGCCCAGCCAGCACCAACAGGGGAAAGACCCAGCUCAGAAAGGCAGCCAUUUAGGCAGAAAUUCCAGGGGCCCUGGCAAGGAGGGACAAGCCAUGACCUUCAGGAGAGCCCCCUGGAAAGGACAGGCAGGGGGAACGGAAAGAGGGAGAAAGUCCGUGUUGUCAGGAACAGGGGCCCCACUGGUUCUUCUGCCAGGAUACAGGGGCAGGCUAACCCCAGAGCCACUCACUGCUGGUUUUGAAAUGAUUCUGGAGCAGUAGAAACGAGAGAAGGCCAGUGACCUCCCAGCCGGUGGCAUUAUCGUGAGGAACAAGCCGAGGCAUGUGGACCCUGCCCUGGAACCACCAGCCUGCUGUCUGAAAUCCAGCGGCUCCAGGGGGCUUCAAGCUCUACGGGAGGAAAGUCUCGGCCGGGGGACAGCAUGCCCAGGACAACCCGCAGCAGUACCACCCAGGCAGGAGAGCUGAACGCAGCCCAGCCUCCCUGGGCUCUUGAAUAGCAGGUGCGAUCAGGCCAAGCUUCCGCCCCACGUCUGGCCCAAGGGCAGGCCUCUCCCCAGGUGGGCUCGAGGGGUUGGUUGUGGGCAGCCCACAGCCGGCUGGCAGCCAGGUCUCCACCGUCUUGGCAGCAGUGGCACAGCUAUGUCUUCAGGAGCCCCCAGAAAAUCUAACAGUGGGGGCACUUCCAGAGGGGCCCAUCCAGACAGCAGGUGCUGGGACUCUGGGGCAGAGAGGUAGAGCCAGGAAUCCUUGGCGAGCCCGGGGCAGGGGCCAUGGCCUGUGACACGUGAGUACCAGACUCGGAUCUCUGGGAUCGGCCUCAGCAGGCCCAUCCAGCCCGCCAUCUCCAUGUCCCUGCAGAGACCCUCCCCGAGUCCACGUUGGGCCCACUGGGUUUGCCAAGUCAGGGGCAGGGCUGGCCACAUGAACCCCCAAACGUCAGCUUUGAAAGUUGCUGGGGAGGAGCACGUGUCCUUUCCAGUUUGGGAACUUGAGCCAGUGAGGGCGCCUCUCAAAGUCAGACAGGUACGUGCCCCCCCCCCCGGGGGCGGGUGGGAGGGAUUGUCCUCCUGCCACCGGCAGGCCCUCUGUGCUGCCCUUCCCCCAUCAAGCCUGCCCUGCUUGCUGCUCUCUGCAUAGGGCAGCUCCCACCCAAGCACCUGCACUGCGACCCGGGGGUAAGCGAGGAAACGCACCUCUUUACAGGCAUACACCAGAUUUCUCUAAGGUCUCAAGAUGCACUGUUCAAAAAGGCACAGGGUGAACCAAUUCUCAUUUUCUUUUCUAGACGCAAUAAAUAAGAAAUAUUUAAUGUAGUCAUGAUGACAUUGGACAUAAACUGUAAGGGUUCCUUUAGUUCCUCUGAGUUGAAAAUAUGUAAAUAAUUCUUGUCCCAAGGAGGAGCAGGGCUGGGAAACCUCAUGCUUCUGGGCUACGGGACCGUUCCAGGGAAGUACCUGCUCUCGCCAGCAUGACUCAUGUUUCGUGGGUGCUGAACACAAGGGUGGAGAUGAAAACUGGAACUUCCUUGUAAAUCUGAACUUGGCAAUAAAGAGAAAAAGUUACCAAGAACGUGGCUGCUGCUCCGUGGCUGUGGCGGGAAGGCCACGGCCAGGCGAGGGGAAGGUUCUCGGCCGUCCGCAGCUGCUUGGCGAGGGGCCGCAGCUGGGGCCUCCCUGCCCCCACCCCGGCAUCCCACUUCCUAAAGGGAGGUGGCGUAGCUCCUGCCCAGGGCUGGGAGAGCGCCCCAGGUGCUCCCUUCAGAGAGGGCCCCAGCCCCAGGCAGGUGCCGUGAGCCUGGUCCGCGUCUCUGGCGCUCAGCUGGUGGGCUCCGUCGAGCCUCAGCUUCCACGCCCGGAGAGCGGGCUCCUCACAGCCCUGUCUCGCGGGCCGAACACGGCCGGCGCACCAGGGCGCGGGGAGCCCGGGCGAUGUCGCUGCCACGCCAGGGGAAGCGAGACAGGCUCCCCGCCGAGGACAGUGGGGUGAAGUCGUGCCGGGGCGGCAGCUUUCCCGAGCACACCGACGUGCACCAGCAUGAGCUCUGGAAAUCCCUGGAGAUGGGAUCACGGGUUCUUCCAGAAACUUCUGACUCUCCAGCUCAAGCCUGACCCAGAAACAGCCGGACCUUCUGGGCCUUGAGGUAAAACCCGAGUUGAGUGCAAGGCAUGAAUGGGGCACCCCACUCGUGCCGAGGGUUGCGGUGAUGCCGGUGGAAGGUGUGGGCCGCUCCCCCGUGUCCAGCCUCGCACUGGCCGCCAGCAGGGCUCCCUUCCCCACCGGCCCGGCUUCAGCCCCGGUAGGUUCCUCCGAAGUCUGCCCAUGAGGCCUGCGGCUGAGGUUGGACUCCGCUCUGCACGGGGGGGCCUGCUGGGUGACCGGCGCUGGGCCGGGACCGGCCUGCAGCCUCGCAGGCACACGGACACUCGUGUCAUGACGACUUUGAUCUAGAAAAAGGCACUCGCUGGAAGGAUGCCCAGGGAGAAGGUGGAAGACCGGCCUCAGGACGGGUAGAACCAGGGACGGCAGCUGUUGGGGGUUCGGCUCCCUCCCUCCCCAGGGCUCCCUCCAGAGCGCCUGAGAGCCUCCCUGGGUCAGCUGAGGGCCAGGCCUGGGGUUGGUGCGGGGAGGGGGGGCGACAGGUCAGGGGAGCGGGAGCGAGGAGCCAGGCAUGCGCUCUCCUGCAGCACAGCCCUGCCUUCCCACAGGUGAGGAAACGGAGGCCCAGCAGGGCUCUGCAACCUUCCCACGGGCCCUGGAGAGCAGCCCGGCCCGCGCUUUGUGCUGCCCCCGGCUGCCGGGCCAGGCAUCCCAGGCUGUUUACAGGAAGGAGGCAAGCAGCAGUUCUGGGACGUGAAUGGCUGUCGGAAUCAUCUGGAACACUUGUCCACCGUCUCGAACCACGUGCCGCUCCAGACCUGGUCAGUGAGAGCCGAGACGGUGUCCGGCGGGAGACCCUUGCACGGCGCGGCACGGAGGGCCUCCCGGCUCUUAGGGAAAUGCCGGCCUCUCUUCAGGAGGCAGUCUGGAGCCAGGUCACCCCCGCGCGCUUGGGUCUCCUGUCUGCAAAGCAGGGGUGGGGACAGGCUGCUCCAUGGGUGGCUCGGAUGGGGAGAGCACGCAGGCUUGGUGCUCGACUCAGGGCAGGCGGCCUGGGGGCCCUGGGCUCUUGGUGUGAGACCCUCAGUGGCAGCUUCCACCACCCCCUUCCUGGGAAUGGCCUGUGGCCUGUUCGGUGGCCUUGGGCCAGUCACUGCCUCUCCUAGUCUCCGGUUCUUUGUCUGUAAGGCAGGCUGAGGAGCCCCCAGGCCACAUGUGCCCUCCAACUGGAAGUGGCCCAGUGUUUCCCUGGGACUCUGCCCUGGGGGAGGUGCCCGGCAGGCCUGGCCGAGCCUCCUCUGACGGUACCUAGAAAGUGGAAAGGCAGGUGAGGGCGGGCGGGCGGCGUCCUGCCUGCGAGUGACCUUGCGUCCCCCACAGGAUGACCACUUCCCAGCCGGCUGGUAACCCCUCCCCCUGCUGUCCUGCCUCCUCACGGCCCUUGAGGGCAGUGGGAAAAAAACCCUCAACAUCUGAAGUGCUUUUCUCCAAAGGAAGAUAGGCUUGAAUCACGAAACCGGGAACAGGCGGGGCUUCCUGGGAACUUACUAGAGUGCAGAUGGGGCCGUGCAAGGCCUCCCCACAAACCCCCCGCCAGAACCUCCGCUCCACACCCCCCAGCUCAGCCUCCUCUGGCCCCGCCAGUCCUCCUCCUGGGCCACAGCUAUCCGACCCAGCCUGGUUUCCCCCCAGCACAGUAGCAGGUGCCCACCUGGACACACCAGGCUCAACACCUGAAUGUCACGGCCACCUGAAACCACCUCCCUAGUUCAUUCAAUCUGCGUAUCCAUGCCGAGGCCCCUGAUUUGCAGUGGCUUCUGUGCCAAGCUGGGCUCUGCAUACAUAGAUGAUGGUGAAUAAGAUGGAAAGAAAGGCAGGAGGGCAUCCGGACGUCAGCCUCGGCCCAAGGCACCUGCCUGGGCGGCCACUCGAGGCCCCUGAAGCUGUUCCAGGAGCUUUAGCCUCGGUGCUGAGAGCAGUGGAUGCAGUGGGGGUUUUAAAGCCAAAAAGUGAUGUAAUCUGAUGCGUGUUGGAAGAGAUCGCUGGGCCUGCAGGUGAAGGAUGGUCAGGAGAGGCCCAUCGCAGUGCGGAGGGGUCACUAGGGAAGUGGGUGGCCCGAGACAUAUUUAGGAGGUAAGACCGACAGGUUUGCUGGACUGGCCACAAGGGAGAGAGCUCAGUGUCCCCCAAACAGCCAGCUGUCACCUCCUCUCUCCACUCCUUUCUUCUUUGAUGUGUUUGCUUCUCUUUUACUCUGUUGCUUCCACUGAUUGCCAAAGGAUUACAGGACCCUGGUGACAGUUUGGCAAAGCAUAGAAAAAUAGUAUUUUCCACAAUCCCGCCAUGAAGGGACAGCCCCUGUCGGCACGCUGGCAGAUUUCCUUUCAGUCUUUUUUCUAUACAUUUUAGCAAUUGACAUAAUACAGUGGGUGUGAUUUCAUGUCCUGCUUUUGACACUUAGCCCCCUGGCGUCAGCAUUUCCCGUGUUACUGGAAGCUCCAUUUCCAAAGAGUAUAAAAUGUGGGGGGAUGUGUCCCUCGGGUUAGCUGUUGCCCAGGGGUGGACCUUAAACUUGCUUCCACUUUCAUUAUUUUAAAUUACCCUGCAAUGAACACCUUUACACAUAAACCUUUGUCCGUGUUUUAUAUUAUCAAUCCCUAGAAGAGGUUCCGAGCAUAGGUCAUAGAAACAUAAAUCACUUUAAGGCUCUGGCUGUAAACUGCCAAGUGGCUUUCAGAAAAGGUCGGCCCAUCAACACUCCCACCAGCCAUGUGCCAUUUCACCACAGCUUCCUCUGCCUGAGUGUUGCCAAUUUUUAAAUCCUCCCCAUUCUUACAGCCCAGCGCAAAGCUCACCUCCUCUGCAAAGCCUCCUGGGAUUUCUCUUCUCCAUCCUCCACUUUCCGAGGCCAGUCGCUCGCCUCCCUCCACUUGCCCCGAGUCCAUCCCAGCUGUGGUUGACUUUGGUCUGAUAUUCCCAGGCAUCAGGCAGAUGAGUCCUCCACCCACCCAACUUCCUGGCCCCAACUAGCCAGCACAUUUUGAGCCGCUAUAAGAUGCCAAGAAGCUUCCGAACAGCCUAUGAGGUCAGCAUGAUGCUCUUUUACAGAGGAGGAACUGAGACCCAGCCCAGAGAGGCCAAGUGAUUUACCCAAGGUUGCACAGCUGCUAAGUGGUAUUGCAGGGGCCCGAAUAGCAACAACUCCUGCUUAACGGACACUUCCUUCAGGCCAAGCACAGCUAAGCGAGGUACAUGCCUGAUCUCAUGUACCUCAGCAACCCUACCCGACCGGCACAAUUAUUAUCCCCAUUUUACAAAUGAGGAACCCGAGACCCAAGGUCACCCAGCUCAGGAGUGGUGGAGCCUCGAGCCUGAGUCUGUUAGGCUUCCAGUCACAUUUCUCGCCUCUCAGAGAGCAAAGCCAGGAACCGCCACCCCACGUGCGAGGGGCCGGGCCAAGCAGGCCCCUCGCCAACUCCAGCGAAUUCACAGGAACUGCUCGAAUCCUGCCCUGUCUCCGCAUCUUCUCUUGAACCUGCUUAUCUCCUGCACUUUAUUGACUUGGCUUUCCUGCCAAUCCACCUGGACAGGAACAGCCCUUUUGGGGCAGCCACUGCCAAAUACCUUGGAAACUGCACCCUCUGCCUGGCCUUGGUGGCAUCUGUCACUGAGAAGAGGUGACUCAAAGCCCCACCUCCCUCUGGCCCCUCUCUGGGAGGCCCCGGUGGGCAAGGAGGAAAGGUUUCACUUUCCCCAUCGUUUGAACAUUUAUUCAACAAACAUUGGUUGAGCACCUACUGUGUACCAGGCACUGGGGAGGCAGCAGUGGACAAGUCAGACAGAACUCCGUGCCUCUGGAGCAGACCUCCCAGGAGGGGGAGGCCAGCAAUAAAAUAAGUACAGAAAUUCCGUAGUGACUAGAAAGUACUGAGUGCAUGAGAAGAUACAAAUAGAGGUGAGGUAGGGGUCUCAGGCCAGCUGGUGAGAAGAAGAAAGGGGCUGCUGCAACUUAAUCUAGGAGAUCAGGGAAGGUUGUGCUGAGAAAGGACAUGUGAACAAAGAUGGAAGGAAGUGAGGAAGGGACAGACAUCUGGGGUUAGAGUAUCCCAGCCAGAGGGAACAGCCAGUGCAAAGGCCCUGGGGCACAUUGGAGGAACUGUGAGCGCUGAUGUGGCUGGGGAAGACUCAAGGAGGGUGAGACCUGAGAUGAGUAGGGGUAAUGGGAUGGACUGGGGGUCCUGGGAGGCCACUGGGGGCCCUUGGACUUUUCUCUGAGGCAGAUGGGGAGCCCUGGGAGGACUAUGAGGAGAGGAGGACGAUGUCAUGACCUAGGUUUUAACAGGGUCACCCAGACUGCUGUUUGGAGAAAAUUCUGGAUCAGGGUAAGAAUGGAGGCAGUUGCCAAAAAUCCAGCUCACCAAUCUGACGAGGCCCUGUAGCUUUGCCCCUAGGGCUACGUGUACACACGCUCACGUGUAAAUGUGCACAGGUACACACACGUGCACGUGCAUACACACACCCAUAGACCUUGGGACCAGACAGACCCAGGCUCCACCCCUGACUCCACAACCAACUUUCUUUGUGACCAAGAGCAAGCAACUUCCCAUCUCUGAGCCUCAGUUUCCCCUCCUGGAAGAUGGAAGUUCAGACACCUUCUUCCCAAAGUACCAGUGGGCAAAUCUGCAGUUUGCCGAGAGGAGGGGUGGCGAGUGGGUGGCCCCCAGCGGCACCCACACAAUGACCCUUUCUCCUUGAGGUGCUGUGGAUGGUGAAUGAACUGGUUACCCUGGCUUCUGACUCCAGGGAGUGGCUGCCAGAAGGUGCCUCUGGGCAGGAUUGUCCCAGGCUGGGCAGGGAGCUGCAAGGAACCACCUCUGCCCUUAGGGAGCGCCCAGCCUCUGGGGAGGCAGCCCCAUGAACAGCCCACCACAGGGUCCAGCCAAGGGUCUGGGACCCUCCAGGCUCACACAGAUCCACCUUGGAUGCUUCUAAAUUGUGAGAAGGUAAUCGUGAGAAACACGUGUGGAAGCAUGUUCUGAAGGUUGAACCCACACUUCCCUGCCCUGCGUUACUCCACAAACAUGUAUCAUCAUCCUCGUCAUCUUUAUCUUCACCACCUUUAUCCUCAUCCUCAGCAUCAUCUUCUUCAUUCUCAUCACCUUUAUUAUCUUCUUCUUUCUCCUCAUCCUCACCUUCAUCCUCAUCAUCUUCAUCAUCUUCUUUGUCUUCAUCAUCAUCACUAUCAUCACCUUCAUCCUCAUCCUCAGCAUCCUCUUCAUCACUGUCUUCAUUAUAAUCUUCAUCAUCAUCUUCUUCAUCCUCAUCUUCUUCGUCGUCAAAAUCCUCAUCCUCGUUACCGUCUUCACUGGCCUUUGCAAAGCGUCGCCUCUGUAUCAGGCCCUGUGCUAAGCAUAUUGUUACACUCCAUCUCAUUUAAUCCUCUCAAUAACCUUGUGAGGUGGGUACCAUGAUCUCCCCAUUUUCCAAACUGAGGCACAGACAGAUUACAAGACUUGCCCAAAGUCACAGACCUGGGGGACAGAGCUGGGAUUGAUUUCCACGCUGAUAGGCCUGCUUGAGUGCCCUGACCUUGACCCCAGCCCAGUGGGGAAGCCCCAGUCAUGGCCUGGGCCCUGUUGGCAGGCUUUGCACGCAGGCCCUGCCCUUGCUGGGGUCACUGUACCUCGUCCACGUCUGCACUGAUGCCCUGCCUCUCCUACAGGGCUUUCCCUUUCCCUGGGUCAGGGAGGAUCGGCCCUGCUUCCCAGAGGGGGCAACUGAGGUGGGGAGAGGCAGACUCACUCAGGUGGUAAGCGCAGGAUUCAAACCCAGGUCCUCUCCCCACACUGCACCCAGGGGGGGCUGGUGAGAGGGGGGCAGCCUGUGAGGCUAGGGACAGUGUUACCAACCACGGAGCAUACCCCCCUCCACCGCAGCCUCCAGGGACCCUGUAAAACCACACCCCAUACCCUCAAGUUCCCCCAGUGGCUCUUGAUGUCCCCACUGGGUCCCCCCAAGUGAGAGAGAUGCCUUGGGGGUCUCAAAUAACCUCAGAUCACAGGAGAGAAAGUGAUUCCCCUUUUCUUAUUCCCUUCUGGUCCUUCAGGUGGAGGCAAAGAGAAAACCUCCAUUGGGUGCUUGUCUAUCUUUAACAGCCUUUUGAACAUUUCCUGAUUUCCCCUUUUUGCAAAAGAAAGAACCCCCGCUCCUGCUGCCCCCAAUCUUCAACAGGCAACCUCUGGAGCCAGAAUUGUUUUAUUUUCAUUGUACUUGUUUACAGUUACCCGCUACUUAUGGCAAGUUGGACUGGUGUUUCUCUUGUGGUGAUAUUGUGAAAUGUCCUUUUUGAUUAAAAUUAGCUUUUAAAAUAAAUUUGUUAACCAUA
This is a messenger RNA of Balaenoptera acutorostrata (minke whale), 13406 nucleotides long. RefSeq names its product C-type lectin domain containing 16A (gene CLEC16A). The record is from RefSeq and is a predicted model, not a curated record. Lineage: Eukaryota; Metazoa; Chordata; Mammalia; Artiodactyla; Balaenopteridae. Gene Ontology annotation, cellular component: endolysosome membrane; late endosome. The coding region runs from base 182 to 3328 and encodes 1048 amino acids. The transcript is spliced from 23 exons. Gene Ontology annotation, biological process: endosome to lysosome transport; regulation of autophagosome maturation; endosomal transport.